ACCUCAGUCUGCUGCCUCCACUAAUCCCUGCCUGACAGCCCUAUAUAGAACCCCCCCCGCCCUUGCUCUCUGUGGCUGCACACUCACACCCCGUGGCACUGAGCAGGAGAGCAGGAUGGCACUGCGGUUCGAGGCUCUGUACCCAGAGGGGAUGUGUCCUGGCUGGAGCGUCGUGGUCAAGGGUGAAACCAGCUCCAGCACCAGCAUGUUUGAAAUUAAUUUCCUCAGUCAUCCCGGAGAUCAGAUCGCUUUCCACUUUAACCCCCGCUUCGCCAGCUCCAGAAUUGUCUGCAACUCCUUCCUUGCCAACCACUGGGGGAAGGAGGAGGUGAACAAAACCUUCCCCUUCGAAGCCAAGGAACCGUUCCAGGUUGAAAUCUAUUCUGACCACGACUAUUUCCACAUUUUCAUUGAUGAAAACAAAAUCCUGCAGUACAAACAUCGGCAAAAACAGCUUUCAUCCAUCACCAAGCUGCAGAUUCUCAAUGAUAUUGACAUUUCUUCGGUGGAAAUCAUCAAAAGAGGCCUUUACUAGCAAAGGGAGUUGGGAUAGUCCCACCAGCAACCCCCCCCUUAAGUUCCUGGUCCAGCUGGGAGCCACAUCUUCCACAUCCCCACCCACCCCAUGCCACCACCAGCCAGAGAGCUGCAGCAUAUCUCCAUGCAGUAGAAAUGAUGGUUACAGCCGUUGCAUGCCACAGCACUAUAGCAGCACCCAGCCAUGCUGUUAGCUGUAGCCCAGAUCAUUGAAGCCCUGCCCCUGUGCCCUAAAGUGCACAAUACUCUUAUCUUCGCUGUUAGAGAGACUGACAGAUCAUUGCUGCACAUUGAAAUCUGCCUUGAAUAGCCUGGAUAUUUUAAUACUGCCCUAGAAAUUGCAUUUGCCCAAGAGUAGGAGGCAAAUUAGAGCUAUUCCUCAGCUAGCCCCAUGGCAAGGGAUGCAAUGAGUAUGGAUGUUAUCAAUGCAAAGGGGCAGCUUCGCUGCAGGAGCAGGGUUGAAAUAUCACUGUAUUUGCCAAUAAAAUCCAACAAGGAAAUCCCUGCUGAAACAUCCCUUACUGGGCAGAUCAAUUGAGUUAUUUAUUCCCUGCAAACCUAUAGGCGUGCAGUAUGAACAACAGUGAGUGCCUGGGGCAGGAGAACACAGGUUGGGGGUUGGUUUACUCUGCGCUGGGAAAACACUGCCCUUUUGCUCUGAGGGCUAAUGAAGUCCUAACUACGUAGGCCAAAGUGAUAAGAUGCAACUUGCAAUAUAUUUCCAGAAGAUACGUUCCAUAGGGAUGUUUGCUCAGCCUGUGUCCUGCCAACCCCAGCCUUGUGAGACAGAUCCUGGGAGUGGUGUAUUGGGUCAGAAAAGGGUAAAGCUCAUCAGGACACUAGAAGGAACAUGGGCCUCUCAGCACGCAACAGAGAUGCAGCUGGACUCCAAAAACAAAAGAACAUCUUCAGAAGCCAGUAUCCAGAAACCUGUGAGCUCACAAUGAACAAACUGCAACUUUUCCUGUAGAUGUUCUGAUUUUCCCCCUUGCCCUGCCUACUUUCAUUUUCUCCUCUUUGCCUUUCAAUACAGUCCACUUCUGCUUUACACCCUGUUCUUUUUACUGUUCCCUCUUCCUAGAAGAGGGAAUUACUCUGUUUUCUUGACCGAGCCACUGCGUGCAAAGAUGAUGUUAUUUUUACUGUUUUAAUUGCACUCACUGAAAGCAUAAUGUCACAGUGUUAAAUCUGAACAGGAACUCACUCCAAAAAUGCAAUUACAGCUGCCCCCAAAUCUCUCCUUUGUUUCUCAGAAGACAGACCACAUUCCUGAUGGCAAGCAAUAACACAGACAGUCUAGCCUUGCCAGUCCCUUACUUCAGGACAGUGACACUUGGUAACAAAGCAGCCCUGACCCAUCCUUGUCUUUGAAUGGGAUCACCAAAGGCCAUAGAUGCACUCCAGUGCUUAAAUUGGCCCUUCCCAACUUUUUCCUCUAUUUAUAGUCUCAAGGACUUACAAAGAAGAGGUGACCACAUAGCCAACCACAACACAGGAUGCCACAAAGCUGACAUUUAUGAGGCUGCUGAAGAGUUCACAAUUUUCUUCCAGACCAUAAAAAAACACCAACUGGAACUGAGCCUGUUCUCACGGUGCAAUGGGAACUCAAAAUAGUCCCAACCAGUACGUCUCCCCCCCAAAGAGAGCAGAAAUUACCAUCUGGGAAUGACAACUGUCUUGGUGGCAAUUUGGGAGAGCUUGGAGAUGGUGAGACUUCCUUUGGAAUAAAUCCAUCACCACUGAGACAAAAUGGUUGCCAGGAUCUGCUUUAAAUUGUAGUUAUGAUGCUGCUCAAGGGCUCUACACACUUCACUCCUACAGCCAUCCCUUCAGUAAGACAGACACAAAUGCAGGUAAAAAUAGUCCUGUUGGGAUCUCUGUGUCAUACUUCUGAUAAUGCUGAACUGCAGUUGAAGGAAAUUGUUCUUUUUAUUCAUGCCUGUUUGGGGGUUGAUAGACAGAUCAUUUUUCACAGAGGAAAAGUGAUGAAACAAUUUAUGAGGCUAAUACUUUGUACCUACAUAGCUGCAAAAUCCAUUUACAGCCACCGCUGCAGUAAUACACCACAAUUUCAUUUCUCUCCCUAGAAGCAGCACAAAGGACCUGGGACAAACAGAGCAAAAAUAUUUCAAGUACAAACAAAUCAAGAGAUGCCAAACCAAAUCAGGCAGCAGUGGGGAUUGUGCCAUAUCUGCAAGCACCUUCCCAAUAGCUGGUGCCGGCAGCAGCUCUCACUGUGUUACCAUCCACACUGAGCAAGACCAAUCUCUCUCCUGACACAUCCACAGCACUACUGCAGGGCUUUUAUCUGCUGCCUCCUCCAGUCAAAACAGUCCCAAGGGCAAAGGGGUUUUUGGAGCAAUGUCGUUCUAGGGAGAUACAGAGCAUCUCUGCAAGGAAAGCUGCAGGGCUGGCUGGUUGGGGGAAAUGUUCUCCAGUUCCUUCACCCUCAUCUGCCCCUUAAGGAAAAACUCCAGGGAAAAAAAAAA
This is a messenger RNA of Coturnix japonica (Japanese quail), 3026 nucleotides long. RefSeq names its product galectin-related inter-fiber protein (gene GRIFIN). Gene Ontology annotation, molecular function: carbohydrate binding. NCBI's taxonomy places the organism in Eukaryota, Metazoa, Chordata, Aves, Galliformes, Phasianidae. The record is from RefSeq and is a predicted model, not a curated record.